AACCAGUUAAACGGUUUCAGCGGGUGACUGGGAGUACUGCUGUUACCGUCCGGGACGUUCAUGUUGUAAAGAAUUUACACAUGAGCUUUAAAGCAAAGUGGACGCUCCUUCAUUUUAGCACAUUUAUUUUCACGUCAGUAUGCGAUAGAUUUAGUUUUUAAAAUUAGCGGCACAGCGAGCAUCGGAUUUCUUUUCCAGAAACUUGGAUAUCAAAGGCCAUCACCAUGAACUCCGUACUAUCAUCUGUUCGUUCCCUCAUGCAAAUGUUUGAUGGCAAAGCACAAGAAUUUAUCACUGACAUUGAUAAUGUCCACGUGGUUUGGCUUGAGGAGAUCCAACAAGAAGCCAACCGCAUGUUCUCAAGGGAUUUUAAUGCUGAACCAGAAUUAAUGCCAAAAACACCAUCACAGAAAAAGAAUAGUCGCAGGAAGCGUGUAUCUUUGGGACGUCAGGAAGAAAAUCAAGCAAAGCGAAGGUUUUCAAAGGGAAAGCGCAGUAACCUCCGAGGCUCCUCUGUCAAAUCACUGAACUUCAUUGCUGAAGAAGGAUCCAUUCCUGAGCCCUCCUCUUCUGAAGCCAGCACCUCCACACAGCCUAAACGCACCACCCGCAAAAACAAACAGACAAAGCCAGAGGUGGCAGAGGAUGUGAGCCAUUCAUCUCAUGGCAGCUGUAAAACUGAAGAGGUGCAGAACAAGAAGCCCGAGCUGGCAGAGGAAGAAGAGGUGGACAAUAAUAAGGAGAUGAACAAUGCAGAAGUCCAGCCCAAUGACGCAUGUAGCACUGCCCAGUCUCCAGCUAAGAUACCCUCACCUGAGGUUGUUGUCAACAUCUCACCAGCAGACCGCUUGUCCGCUGAGCUCGCUAAAAAGCCAGAACCCUCUCCUGGCCGUACAGCUGCUAAGAUUGCAAUAGCCGGAGCUCAAAGCUCACGGCGGAGCUCGAUGCGAUGCUCCCUCAAACUACGUCACUCACUGGCUGGUCUGCGGCACAGUAUGACGCAGGAGUCUGUUCGCCGUGCCUCUCGCCGUUCCAUGCUUAAGAGGAAGGCAGCUCGCGUGGGAAACUCCACAUGUAGCAGCAACAUUAGUGAGGACUCUUGCCUGGACUCUGCAGAGGAAGAGGAUAAGGAGGCCAUGUUAGAAGCUGGAACUGCAGACACAGAGGGUAAUGCUGCAGCAGAGGAAUCUAAAGGAACUCCAGAGAUUAAGCGGAGUAUACAUCCAUCUGUUGGGCGCAUUACUCGUUCUGUGGUUGCAAACUCUCCCACACUGGCACCCCCAUCGUUGUUUGCCAGUGACCAGAAAGUGAGCACUCCCAACAAGAGAACAGUCGUCACUGAGAAGCCACAGACAUCCCAGUCAGUCCGGAGGUCACGUCGCAGUACUAAACGUAAAGCACCAGACACUGUAGAGGAAAGUCCCACAAAGAGGUUCUCGCCUCCCAAGAAAAGUCAGAGUACAAUGAGGCCCAACAUGAGAUCAUUCCUCCACACUGUGCAGAAGAAUCAGCUGCUGAUGAUGACUCCAAAUUCCCUCGGCCGCACAGCUGUUAUCAAGUCCUUUAUUAAACACACCACUCCAAUUAGGGCUGAUCCUAAGUUGAGUGGUGGUAUAGUGACAAAAGAGCGUCACAAACUGGAAGCACUUAAAAAGAAGCAGGAGCAAGAGGAGGAAAGGAUGAAGAAAAUGGAGGAGGAGAAGAAAAAGAAACAGGAGGAACUUAAAAGGAAGAGGGAUGAGAGGCUAAGGAGGGUUUUUGAGGCCAAAGUAAAAGAAGAGCAGAGGGAGGAAGAAAAGAAAAAGAAGAUUGAGCAAAAAAUGGCUCAGAUUGAUGAGAAAAAUGAUAAGCGUAUGGCAGAGGAGAAGGCCAAGAAGAAGGGGGCCAUUAAACGCCAAGAAGAGCUGGAGCAGAAGAAAAAGUUGGAUGAGGAGGCUCGGCGGAGGAAGAUUCAGCAAGCAGAGGAGGAGAAGCGGCAGCAGGAGUCACUGGCCAAAAAGAAGGCCGAGGAGGAGGAACAGCGAGCUCGUAAGGUGGCUGAAGCUCGCAGAGCACUUGAACUGAAGAGGGAGCAGGAGCGGGAGAGGGAGAGGGAGCUGGAGAGAGAACGACAAGCUGCUGCUGAAAGGGAGCGAGUGGAAAAAGAAAAAGCUCUCGCUCUGCAGCGUGAACUUGAAAGAGCAGCGAGAGAGAAAGAGAGGAGAGAACUGGAGGAGAAAAGAAAACUGCAGGAGGAGCAGCAGAGGUUAGCUGCACAAGAGAAAGCUGCCAAAGAGAGAGAAGCUGCUAAGCAGAGAGAGGCUGCUGCUAAACAGGCUGCUAAUACACAGGCUGCUGCUGGUCUGAAUGUGACUGUGGAUAUCGAGCACUCUGUAAUGAGAACACCAGUAGGAAAAGGUGGUGGCCUCAAUGUGACCGUGGAUAUUGAGCAAUCACCACAGUCAUACUCCAUCACUCCAAAGGGCGGCAACAAACCUCAAAUGACGUCCAAAAAUCCAGAUGAUUAUGGGAUGGACCAGAACAGUGAUGACUCUACUGAUGAUGAAUCUGCCCCGAGGAAACCUAUUCCAUCCUGGGCAGAAGGUCCUAACCUGCAGCAGAUAAUUAUGAAGCAGUACUUCAAUCCUCCUGAUAUAGACUCUUUCUUUGGAGCAAUUGAACCACCAAGACUGGAAAACAUCUUUUACAAGAGCAAGCCUCGCUAUUUUAAACGCACUAGCUCUGCCGUGUGGCACUCGCCACCAAUUGGAACCAAGUAAUGUCUGUACACUGAUAGGCGUACACACUACUGUAUAAAGUUAAAUUUUUGCUUUAAAGUCUGUUUCCAAUAAAGUAACUUUUUUUUUUUCUGAA
This is a messenger RNA of Xiphias gladius (swordfish), 2853 nucleotides long. RefSeq names its product inner centromere protein. The record is from RefSeq and is a predicted model, not a curated record. Gene Ontology annotation, molecular function: protein serine/threonine kinase activator activity. NCBI's taxonomy places the organism in Eukaryota, Metazoa, Chordata, Actinopteri, Istiophoriformes, Xiphiidae. Gene Ontology annotation, cellular component: midbody; chromosome passenger complex; nucleus. Bases 225 to 2759 code for a protein of 844 amino acids. The transcript is spliced from 21 exons. Gene Ontology annotation, biological process: mitotic cytokinesis; metaphase chromosome alignment; meiotic spindle midzone assembly.